This is a messenger RNA of Plutella xylostella (diamondback moth), 4879 nucleotides long. NCBI's taxonomy places the organism in Eukaryota, Metazoa, Arthropoda, Insecta, Lepidoptera, Plutellidae. The record is from RefSeq and is a predicted model, not a curated record.
AUGCCUACUGUGACAAGAUAUGCCGCAGAAACAGAUGUCUAUAAUGGAUUCAUAUCCAGGUCAGCAUCGUUUAUCAAGUUUGAAAAGAGAAAAACACAGAAAAACACCUUCACCUACAACAAUCGUCAUAAAAGAAACGCUGCGUCGUCCAAUCUUAUUAUCACGCAACACUUCAACGAGAAGUUGGUGUCUCCUGGUGAAGAUAUAAGUUUGCAAUGCACGUCUACUGCCGAUCGACCGCCGCGGUUUGUGUGGGAGAGGGACGGAGUGGCCAUCUCUUCGAAUACAGAUCAAAGGUACACUCUAGGCCAAAUGAUGUCACCUUCAGGUGUCGGUGUGAUGGCUCACCUCAACAUCACUCGAGUGAGGGUGGAGGACGGAGGCCUGUACUCCUGUACCGCGAUGGAAGGCGAGGGUGUAGUGGCCCACGCGGCGAGGAUUGAUGUUUAUGGUCCUCCCUACAUAAGAAAUAUUCCUCCCAUAAAGGUGCAAAGUGGUGAUCCUUUGAAACUUAGAUGUCCAUAUUACGGAUACCCAAUCAGCAAACUAGAAUGGGAGCACAAGGGCAAAAGAAUCGUCAGCUCAAACUUACCGCAACACACUCGCUACAAAAGACUAUCGAAACAAGGUAUAAAAACCUACAAAACCACCAGAAGAAAACGAAGGAAACGUCAAGUUUAUGACAACAAUGAUGAAGAAGGAGUGCUGAAUAUACCUAGGGUUUUGAAGGAAGAAAAUGGGGCAACGUACACUUGUAUUGUGUUCAGUCCUUCGGGAGAAAUGGCUAGAAGAUCAUUUGAAAUUCAAGUAGUGGAAGCGCCAGAACUGGAUGAACUGAGGGUCGGGACUGGGCUGAAGGAGGGACAGAUUGUGCAGAUCACGUGCAACAUCGUCAGCGGGGACCCCCCGAUCUACUUCUCUUGGCUGAAGGAUGGGAAGAAGAUUCCUGCCAAUUUGAAGGUGACGGAGCGUAGUGCGGACCUGUUCUCGGUGCUGAUCAUAAAGCGAGUGUCUCUGGAGCACUGCGGCCAGUACACGUGCGUGGCCACCAACCACGUGGGGAAGGUCAACCAGAGCUCGGAGCUGUAUAUCAAUGUGGCCCCUAAAUGGGUCGAAGAACCAAAGAACACAUCUUUGCUGCUUGGACAGAGAGGAGUGGUGUAUUGUAACGCCAACGGGUAUCCGACACCACAAAUACAUUGGAUGAAAAGAGAUGCAACCCUCGGCAUUUGGCGCCCAGUCCUCGACCUGGCUGGUGGCGGCGUCAUGAGCAUGUCCAACGGAACCCUCAUCAUUGAGGUGGUCACCCUGACUGAUGAAGGAAUGUACGCGUGCAAUGUGGAGAACGGUGUGGGAGAAGCGUUGAAUAUGAAUGUGUGGAUUAGUGUUAAUAAGCCGGUGCAUUUCGAGUCUUCUGCGACGAACUUGACGACUAAAGUUGGACUACCAGUGGUGCUGAGUUGCCAACCGCUCGGGGACAGCCCUAUUCGGGUCAAAUGGAGUUUGGAUGGGAAAGCGCUGGAUUUUACUUCGACUAGGAUAACAAUAUCGGAAGCUCAAACCCACAAUGGGGUGAAGAGUUUAAUCAGUAUAAACUAUGUGGAGACGCGGGAUGGUGGGCACUACGAGUGUCGAGCGAGCAACCCGUUCGGAAUGUCGGUGCACACCAUACAUCUUAGUAUAUUGGAGCCACCAACUCCGCCCCUGGACCUUCAAGUGGACUCCCUCUCCAGUAGAACUGUCAAGUUGUCAUGGAGGGACACAAUCCGAGACCAUGUCCAAUAUUACAGCUUGCAGUACGGCCCCAACGACUUUACCGUGUGGGACACCGCAAGGAGCAUUAAUGUUACCAGACAAGACAGUGAAAUCCGUCAAAGCAUUGAGCUUCGUGACUUGCAGCCGGCAACGGAGUACCGAGCCCGGGUCGCGUCCGGCAACCAGGCUGACCUGAGCCACUACACGCCGCCACUGCUCUUCACUUCGCAGCAAGAAGCCCCAUCAUCCCCACCACUGGCAGUGCGCGCGCUACAAACAGACGCAGCCGGCGAGUUAGCCGUGUCGUGGCUGCCGCCGCCGCGGGGCGCGCGCCACGGGCCCCUGCUGGGCUUCCACGUGAAGACUGUGCCGAGGGGCGGGGGGGACGCCGGUAUCGAUGAAGCUCAAGCCAAAAUUGUGAAAGUGAUGAUAAGAAAAGGGAAACAAGAAACGAUAAUUAGUAAUCUAUUGAAAAAUAUGAGAUAUGCUGUAUCCGUGAGUGCUUUCAAUUUAGCAGGAAAUGGCCCAUAUUCUCUGCCCGUAUACCAGACAACAAGAGAAGGAGCCCCAGAAGUAGCUCCAUCUAGUGUGGAAUGCAGGGGAGUUUCAUCGUCGUCGCUGAGAGUGGCGUGGCAGCCAAUCAUAGCGCAGGGCACCUCGCUGCUGGGGUACUCUGUGUACUAUAGCACUGAAGAUGGCCCGUGGGUGAACAUCAGCUCCCCUCACACGGAGCUGUACUUGCAGGGCUUGAUGAAGUACACCAACUACACCGUCAAGGUGGCCGGCUUCUCCAACUUCGGGCACGGGCCGUUCUCUCAUCCGAUCCUGUGUUCUACUUUACAAGAUAUUCCAGGUCCACCAUCAGCCAUCAAGGUGCUCGUAGCAUCCUCCUCCUCGCUGCUCGUGAGCUGGAGGAAGCCUGACCAGGCCAACGGAGAGAUCACGCAUUAUACUGUCUAUGUGAAGACUACUUCAAGCUCAAACACGCCGCAAUCAUACCGCGUAGAGCCACCCCCAGACUCGCAGCUGCCGGCGCGCCACCUCACCUUCGAGCUGAAAGGUCUCUCGGAGGGUAGGCAGUACGAGGUGUGCGUCAGCGCCAGCACCCAGGCGGGGGAGGGGCCGCCUACCGCGCAGGCGAAUAGAGAGCUUACUGGACGAGUGAUAGCAGGCGUAGCGUCACUAGGCGGCCCCAUAUCAGUCGGUGUCGGGAGUUCCUUACUGCUGGUGUGUCAGUGUGUCGGGGUUCCAUCUCCGCGGACCGUGUGGUACCACAAGCACAACAUCAUCACCCAUCAUCCCAGGUUCACUAGGAACCAUGAUGAUAGCUUGCUGAUUAAUAAUAUAGACCAAUCCCUAAGCGGCAACUACACGUGCUUGGCAAAGAACUUGUACGGUUCAGACUCGGUAUCAUACUCUAUAUCAGUGCUGCCAACGCCAGAACCACCGAGCCUCAGAGCUACUCCUCACAGAAACGCUAUUCAUUUGUCUUGGGACCUGCCAAAGAGCUCCACGGGAAAAAUGCAGAAGAUCAGCUACAACUUAACCUGGAAAGAAGCAAACGGGUCCUGGCAAGACACUUGGACGAACAAAGGGACGCUAAUACAAGGGGCUCAAGAGUACACCCUUGAUGGACUCAAAUGUGGAACAAAAUACUCCGUAAGGAUGACCGCUUCUAACAGCGUGGGAUCUUCGCAGCCUGCUUAUUUAGAUGCUAUGACUUUGGGUGGAAUGCCAAUAGCACCGACAACAACAGAAUGGUUCUGGAGCAACGCGACCCACAUCUACAUCCAGCUCAGCGGUUGGGACGACCACGGCUGCGAGAUCGUGAAGUGGGAUGUAGAGUUCAGGGAGUUUGGAAGUAAAGUGUGGAAGAAGGCUGAGAAUCGUAUGCCUCAAAUAGAGUCCUGGAGCCACUACUCGUCCUCGAUCCUGAACCAGCCUCACUCCUUCGCGAUCUCAGACCUCACUCCGGCGCGGUGGUAUCAAGUGAAGGUGUCCGCUGAGAACGCGGCCGGGGUCUCCACUAGCGUUUAUAAUUACGCUACAACUACUGUUUUGGGAGAAACUAUCGGACCACCGUCGGACCUUGUGGAUCUGAACAUGCUAGUUAUCAUAUUCAGCUCCAUCUUACUCACUGUUUGUUUCCUCGCGUGCGUCGUCAUUCUCGUCAAGAGGCACAACCACCACCGUCUAACAGAGUACAGAAACUCGCUGACAGUGGAAUGUAAAUCCGAGCGCAGUAAUGUCACCGUCAACACUCCGCAGAGUGUACCGGACAGCAAUAGAGUGUACAGCACGCCUAUACAUAUGGCCAAUGAUAGUAAACAUGAACUGUACGAGAUAAGUCCGUACGCACAAUUUGCCAUCGGUUUCCGUACUUUCGGUCAUGUGGACAACCAGGAGGCCCCACGGAUGCCCGGCGGCAGCAAGCGAUAUGACAGUGAAACAAGUUUUCAAAUGAGGUCUGAAUCAGAAGAGAGUGAUUGUGUCUCAAGAACUACUACACUGAAGAGUGUACCAAGAAAAACAUGCCGAGUGCCCCACCACAGGUAGCCGAAAAGGAUAACAAAUGUCAAUAUUUUUAAAUGAUUGUGUUCACCUCUGCCAAUCUUAGUUUUAAGAUUUAAAAUAUACUGUCAACUAAUGUUUAUACUAAAUGUGAGUGAAAUCUAAUGACAUUAACCUGGCAUUAACAGACACCAGAGAUUGUAAAGAUAUUACAUUAGUAAGUCCUGAGGUUAUGUUGCCGUACCUCAUAUAACUCCUUAUUACGUAAACACUGAAGAUUCAAUUAUUUAAUACCUAUCUCUACUAAAUAAGACCGAGUUUCUAUUCCUCUACACAAUUUACAUAAACUAUUAUUUAGCAGUAUAGAUAUUUUGUAAAUAAUUACAUUAAAAACUUCGGUAAAGAGUAGUACUUCAUUUUACAUAAAUACGAUGAGACGUAAAUAAUAUACUUGUAUGUUAGACAGUUUAAAAAAUCAUUUUGUAAGUAGUGAAUAUUAAAAUUAUAUCUUCAAAAGACUGAUUAUUUAACUUUUCAUUUGAAAUAUUGUAAUUUAAAUGUAAUCAGUAUUAAUAAUAAGUAGGUAAAUGGAAUAUGUUUAGAAAUCAAAUUU